Dioszegia hungarica is the source of this 618-nucleotide messenger RNA. RefSeq names its product pria protein precursor. NCBI's taxonomy places the organism in Eukaryota, Fungi, Basidiomycota, Tremellomycetes, Tremellales, Bulleribasidiaceae. The record is from RefSeq and is a predicted model, not a curated record. The coding region runs from base 1 to 618 and encodes 205 amino acids. The transcript is spliced from 2 exons.
AUGUUCGCCUCCCUUCCCCACCCAGUCUCCAGCCUCAUCCUCUUCUUCCUCGUCGCCUCCCCCAUGCUCUCCAUAGCAUCCCCUGUUCCCGACCUCACAGUCGCCACGCCCCCUACCCCCGUCGCCCUCGUCCCCCGGCAAAAUCAGCCAUCCACACGUCUCGGUCGGCGCGCGCCCAAAAAGGUGGCACCCCUAGAGAAGAAGGACUAUUCAUCCUUCCUCUGCCCCGCAUCAGCCGUCGCGUGCCCCGUCAGUGAACCAGAUACACCUGUAUCACCGGAAUCUAUCGCAGCGCUCAGCGAGGGAUUAAAUUCCCUCGCGGAUUGGUUCACCACUGGAUUUGAGUGUGUGGAUCUGGCGACAGAGUUGAAUCAGUGCGGCGGCUGUCUCGCGUUUGGAGAGGGGCAAGACUGCUCGACAAUACCAAACGCGCGCGCGACCGGGUGCGAGGCGUCCAGCUGCGCGGUAUACUCCUGCUAUGACGGGUACACCGUUUCUCCUGACCGUCAAACCUGCGUCAAGAAGGACACCAAUCCCGCCGCGCCCCAGGCUACCCCCGUCGCUAUAGGCACACCAACUGAGCAAGUCGUGCUUUCGGAUCGGUCAUCAUCGUUAUGA